CCCCCCCCCUUCCCGAGGGCGGUUACCGGCACCGGGAGAAAGUUACCGGCGGGACUGAGUCCCGGCAGCGGCUGCAGGUGGCUCUGGGCUGUUCCCAUGGCGGAGAAAUCGGAUUCCCGGGAUUCCGAGAGCAGCUGGGUGCUGGCAGGGGGCGAGGCUCUGCCCGUCACCACAGUUGGUCCAGAGCAGGAUUCGGCCUUCCCUGGGGCUGAGGAUGAGCUGGAGGAGGAGGAGGAGGAAGGCUCCCAGGACACUGUCACAGGUGUGACCGCCAACGGUGCAGCCGCCGUCCCUGGCCAGACCCCACGCCCCGACGCCCAUGGGCUGGCAGACCCAGGAGAGUGUUGGGACCCUGGGGUCGGGGCUGUGCCCACACCAGAUGGCUCUACAGAGCCCGAUGUGCUGGAUGACCAGGAGCGGGAGCAGCCUGAGGCUGAGCUGGGACCCUGCCCUGACGCCCCUAAAGCAGAGCCACCAACAGAGGAGGGGAGCUGCACCAGCAGCGACGAGGACACGGAGGGGCGGCGGCGACAGCAGAGCCGGGAGCCCCGUCCUACCCCUGCCCCGCAGCAGGGGACACCGGACGCUGGUGCUGAGGAUGGGCUGAGCUUGAACAAGUACCUGCUGGGUGUCCUGGCGCUGGUGGCUAUGGGACUGCUGAUUGUCACCGGUGGCAUCUAUGACCCAGUGGAUGGCCCCGUGGAGAAUGUGGUGACCCGGGAUGUGGUGGCUGGGGAGCAGGAGUGGCCGCUGCCCACCGACAGCAAUGACUCACAGCAGAAGUCCACCGUGUCAGAUGCUGGGGAGCCCCAGAGCCUGCAGUCCCUGAGCCUGCUCCUGGACAAGCUGGCCAAGGAGAACCAGGAGAUCCGACUGAUGCAGGCAGAGCUGCAGGCCCACAAGGACGAGCUGCAGACCCUGCUGCGGAGGAGCGAGGGGGAGGCGGCGGCCGCCGGGGCGCAGCAGCGGAGCCUGGCCGAGGAGAACGCGCGGCUGCAGGCGGCGCUGGAGCGGGAAAGUGCCGAGCUCCGCCACGCCCGGGACCAGCUCCAGCGUCUGCGGGCCUCCCAGGCACCUGGCAGCCCCGGGCUCAGGGAGCCGGCGGCCGAGCAGCCCCCCGGUGCUCCAGCCCACCAUGAAGGUGCCCGGUGGCACCUGGCUGCGGUGCGGCAGGAGCUGAUGAGAGCCCUGGAGCGGGCACGGGGCUCUGGGGGUCUCGAGGGGCUGAUGGAGGAGCUGAGCACCCUGGAGCAGCGCCUGGGCCGGGAGCUGGAGGCAGAGGGGGCCGAGCCCUUCCCCGGGCGCUGGAAGAAGCCGUUCAAGACGGAGAAGAAGGAGAACAAGCGGCACAAGCGGCAUGGCCCCGAGGGAGAUGAGAGGAGGGAGCAGGGCAGAGCCCAUGGGAAGGACCCCCGCCCCCCCCAUGAGCACAAGGCAGGCAAAACCUGGGGGAAAUCGUCCUAUGGGCCUCCCCGUGAGCUGCCCCCGCUCAGCCGGUACCGGGCACCCCAGGGCUGCUCAGGGGUGGUUGAUUGUGCCCACAAAGAGGGUCAGGAGGUGCUGGGGGCUGUGCUGGAGCCAGUGCAGAAGGGGCAAUUCCUGCGGUUGCUGGAGGAGUUCAUGGGGCGGCUGGACUGGGGGAGGCACUUCAAGGGGCUGGCAGCGAAGCUGGGGGGGGUCUUCGGGCCUGAUGGCACCUUCGCCCACGACCGCCUGCGCUUUGUUGACUUUGUGGACGAUGUGGAGGAGCUCCUGGAGGAGGUGGCACGGCGGGAGAGGGGCAACAAGGAGGCAGCCGACGGCUUUGAGGAGUUUGUCCUGCGGCAUUAUAGUGGGGACCAGGGCGGUGCUGGGAAGGAGCGAGGCUGGAGACCCUCACGGCAGCACCACAGGGGUGGGUAGAGCCACAGCAAGUGCCCCACCACAGGCUGCCCCACACCCCCCUGAGCAGGGGAUCUUCACCACCUGGUUGUAGGUGGGCUGGGGCUGCAGUGGUGCCCCCCAGAGCUGGAUAGCACUGGGCUCCCCCAGAUGCACUGUGUGACACAGCAUGGCCACCACGCAAUAAAGUCACUGCUGGGCAGA
Apus apus (common swift) is the source of this 2085-nucleotide messenger RNA. It is a transcript of the gene PBXIP1, whose product is annotated as PBX homeobox interacting protein 1. Lineage: Eukaryota; Metazoa; Chordata; Aves; Apodiformes; Apodidae. Bases 97 to 1902 code for a protein of 601 amino acids. The record is from RefSeq and is a predicted model, not a curated record. The transcript is spliced from 11 exons.